Messenger RNA from Serendipita indica DSM 11827, 1044 nucleotides. Lineage: Eukaryota; Fungi; Basidiomycota; Agaricomycetes; Sebacinales; Serendipitaceae. The record is from the annotation of a GenBank genome assembly.
AUGUCCAAGUCUACGUACUUUACAUCGGUCCUCGCCGCCCUUUGUUGCUGCCUCACCGCGUUUUAUCUCUACAACCCACCCAAGAACCCCGUGCCGAACGAAAUGGCCUCGCUCAAGCAAAUUAGCCGUUCUAUCGUCAAAAAGGUGUAUGCUGCCGAAACUUCAGAAGGUGUCGGCGCGACCGUGCGACGGUCGAUUGGUAGCAUGAGUUUGCGAAACCUGUCUCCUUUCCUCAUGUUGGACCACUUUGAUCUAUCAAGGGGUGGAGGAUUCCCAGAUCACCCUCAUCGUGGCCAGGCGACGGUUACCUAUAUGAUUGAAGGCGCUUCUCAACACGAAGAUAGUCGUGGACACAAGGGAAUUAUCAAGACUGGAGGUGUCCAAUGGAUGUGCGCUGGAAAGGGCAUCAUCCAUUCGGAGAUUCCUCUCCACGUCGAAGGAGCCAAGAACCCCAACGGACUUCAGCUAUGGGUCGACCUACCAAAGCAGUACAAGAUGGUGGAUCCAUCGUAUCAAGAGCUUGAUGCCGAGCAGAUCCCGAGUGCAUAUCCCGAGGGUGAAGACGGCAAUGUCCGCAUUAAGCUGAUUAGUGGAAAGAGCUUUGGCGUCGAAUCGCCUGUUCGUCCCCUCGGUGGAUGCUGGUAUAUGCACAUCUUUUUGAAAAAGACGGGAGCAAAAGUCUUCCAAGAUCUUCCUGCUGGAUGGACGUCGUUCAUCUACGUUCUCAAGGGCGCUGUCGCUGUCAACAAGGAUGGCGGAGACUCAACUGCCCAUCGCCAGCAUCACACACUUGUUCUCUCUGCGGCGGCCAAUGAGACUGGCGUUGCAAUUGAAGCCGGAGAAGACGAGACGGAGGUUGUACUCAUCUCAGGGGAACCACUCGACCAACCCGUUGUCCAAUAUGGUCCUUUCGUGAUGACAUCCCGUGAAGAGAUUCAGCAAACCUUGCGAGAUUACCAAGGCGCAAAGAAUGGCUUCGAGGCGGCGCACUCGUGGCAGAGCGACCUCGGCCAGAAGUUUUUGAAGGAAUAUGGAAGAGAUUAA